AUGGAGGGCUACGGGCUCUUCCUGGCGCUGCUGGGCUCGGCGCUGCUGCUGGGCUUCCUCUCGGUCGUCUUCUGCCUGGUGUGGGUCCUCCACUACCGCGAAGGGCUGGCCUGGGACGGGGCGGCGGCCGAGUUCAACUGGCACCCGGUCCUCGUCCUCACGGGCUUCGUGUUCGUGCAAGGCAUCGCCAUUAUUGUGUACCGGUUACCAUGGACCUGGAAAUGCAGCAAAGUUCUGAUGAAAUUAAUCCAUGCUGGGUUAAAUACCAUAGCUCUGAUAUUUGCAAUUAUUUCACUGGUGGCUGUUUUUGAUUUCCAUAACACCGCGAAGAUACCUAACAUGUACAGUCUGCACAGCUGGAUUGGGCUGAUUGCCGUCAUUCUGUAUUCUCUACAGCUUGUUCUAGGUUUUGUAAUCUUCCUGCUUCCCUUUGCCCCCAUUUAUCUUCGGACAAUGCUGAUGCCGAUCCAUGUUUAUUCUGGCCUCCUCAUCUUUGGAACUGUGAUCGCAACUGUACUAAUGGGAAUUACAGAAAAACUUAUUUUUUCCUUGAAAAAAAUUCCCUACAAAGAUUCUCCAGAAGAAGCUAUGUUUGUCAAUACUCUUGGCCUUCUGGUUGUGGUCUUUGGUGGUAUUAUUUUAUGGAUGGCAACAAGACCCCACUGGAAGCGUCCACUUGAAGAGAGUUCAAAACUCCAACAAAAAAUUGGAGGAAAGCAUGAGGGUACCGAAGAGAGGCCAACUAAGACGGACUGCAAGGAUACAGAGAAUUCUGAUGUGGAGCUCAACAGUGAGGCCAGAAAACGAAAUCUCAACCUUGAUGACUCUGGACAAAGAUCAACCAUGUAA
Euleptes europaea (tarantolino) is the source of this 849-nucleotide messenger RNA. RefSeq names its product plasma membrane ascorbate-dependent reductase CYBRD1. The coding region runs from base 1 to 849 and encodes 282 amino acids. NCBI's taxonomy places the organism in Eukaryota, Metazoa, Chordata, Lepidosauria, Squamata, Sphaerodactylidae. The record is from RefSeq and is a predicted model, not a curated record. The transcript has 4 exons. Gene Ontology annotation, cellular component: lysosomal membrane. Gene Ontology annotation, molecular function: oxidoreductase activity.